AUGAAACUAAACAAAAAUGUCACACUACUAUGCACAAUUUUAUCAGUAACAAUAUAUGCAUCUGAACAAUCAUUUUCUUCAUCCUUACCCGGUUGUAAAAACACAUGUGGAGACAUAAAUAUUCCAUAUCCAUUUGGUAUAUCAGAAUCAUCAACACCAAAUCAAGGAUCAUGUUUUCUAGAGCCCAAAUUCAAUCUCACAUGCGAAAAUAACACGAAGUUAAUAUGGGGUGAUGUUCAUGUUUUAAACAUAAGCAUCCUCGAAGGUCAACUCGAACUCUUGUGUUUUGUCUCAAGUUAUUGUGACAGAAAAAACAACAACCAACCAACUCUAGACACUGCCAGUUUCAGCAUAUCAAGAAAGGAAAACAAGUUUAUAACUAUUGGUUGUGACAAUUACGGUUUUAUCGACAGCAAUUACGACGAAGAAACAUAUACAACAGGUUGUUUAACAAGAUGUAACGGUAAUCGAAGGCGAAUUGAAAACGGAACGUGUUCGGGUAUUGGUUGUUGUCAAGUUGAUAUUCCACCUAUGAUGAGGAACAUAAGUGUUAAUGUUUUUGAAUAUACUAAUUCCAAGGAAUCGUUUGGAUGUGCACAUUCGUUUGUUGUUAAGAAUAGAUAUUAUAAUUUUUCUCUUUCUGAUUUGGAUCAUUUUUCUCAUGAGAAGCUUCCUUUGAUUCUUGAUUGGAGUGUCGGGAGUAAAAAUUGUAAGGCUUCAAAGGGUGAAGAUGGUUAUGCUUGCAAGGAGAAUACUGAUUGUGAUGAUAAGGAUAUUGAUUUUGGUUAUCAAUGUGAAUGUAAGAAAGGUUAUGAAGGAAACCCUUAUCAUCCAGAUGGCUGCAAAGACAUUGACGAAUGUAAGACAUCGAACAACACGUGCCUAAGUGAUGAACAUUGUCGCAACAAAGAUGGAUUUUACGAAUGUUUUUGUCCUCGUGGACAAUCGGGAAAUGGAACAUUGGAAGGAGGGUGUAGUAGACGAGAUGUAAUUACAAAGGUUGCCAUCGGAGCAAGUGGUGGACUAAUUGUCUUAUUUGUGGCGGUUUCUUCUCUAUACUUGACGUGCCAAAAAAGGAAACUCAUCAAACUAAAACAGAAAUUCUUUCAACAAAAUGGUGGUUUCAUUUUGCAACAACAACUCUCGACAAGAGAAGAUACAUCUCAAUCAGCUCAAAUAUUCACAGAACAAGAACUUAAAAAAGCCACCAACAAUUACGACGAAAGCUUAAUCAUCGGUAGAGGAGGUUACGGUACAGUCUUCAAAGGAAUUUUGUCGGACAAUAAAGUCGUUGCUGUCAAAAAAUCCAAAAUAAUAGACGAGAAUCAAAUCGAGCAAUUCAUUAACGAGGUAGUUGUCCUGUCUCAAAUAAAUCAUAGGAAUGUCGUCAAACUCUUAGGAUGUUGUUUGGAAACAGAAGUUCCUUCAUUAGUAUAUGAAUUCGUUAGCAACGGUACACUUUUCGAUUUCAUGCAUAGUACAAAAGAUAAAGAAAACAAUCCAACAUGGAAAACACGGCUAAGAAUCGCAGCAGAAACUGCCGGAGCUUUAUCGUAUCUACAUUCAUCUGCAUCAAUACCAAUCAUUCAUAGAGAUGUUAAGAGUACCAACAUUCUCUUGGAUGAAAAUUACAUUGCAAAAGUUUCGGAUUUCGGAGCAUCAAGAUUGGUUCCACUUGAUCAAACUGAGAUAGCAACAAUGGUGCAAGGAACACUUGGAUACUUAGAUCCAGAAUAUAUGCAAACACAUCAAUUAACUGAGAAAAGUGAUGUCUAUAGCUUUGGAGUCGUUCUUGCGGAACUUCUAACCGGGGAUAAACCGAUUUCAUUUAAUAGGCCUGAAGAGAAUAUUAGUCUUGCUAUGCAUUUUUUGUCGUGUUUGAAACAAGAUAGAAUUUUUGAAGCUAUUGAAGUUGGAGUUUUGAAUGAUGAUAACAAGAAGGAGAUUAUGGAGGUUGCUAUUCUUGCAGCAAGGUGUUUGAGACUUAGAGGAGAUGAAAGACCUAGCAUGAAAGAAGUGGCUAUGGAGUUGGAUGGAAUAAGGUUAAUGGAGAAGCAUCCUUGGAAUGACACAGACCAAAAUUUUGAGGAGAGUCAAAGGUUACUUCAUGAGGCAUCUUGUAGCUUUUUUGAUGAAAAUGGUGAUAGCUAUAAUCUUGGUUACACUGUUGGGUAUGAUAGCUUGAAAGAUCAACCAUCGAUUGCAUUGGAUGAUGGAAGAUGA
Vicia faba (fava bean) is the source of this 2223-nucleotide messenger RNA. The record is from the annotation of a GenBank genome assembly. Lineage: Eukaryota; Viridiplantae; Streptophyta; Magnoliopsida; Fabales; Fabaceae.